Messenger RNA from Lasiosphaeria miniovina, 1515 nucleotides. Its product is annotated as glycosyl hydrolase family 71-domain-containing protein. Gene Ontology annotation, molecular function: glucan endo-1,3-alpha-glucosidase activity. NCBI's taxonomy places the organism in Eukaryota, Fungi, Ascomycota, Sordariomycetes, Sordariales, Lasiosphaeriaceae. The annotation marks the transcript as partial. The record is from RefSeq and is a predicted model, not a curated record. The transcript has 2 exons.
GACAUGCAGCUGGCGCAGGACGCGCACAUUGACGCCUUCGCCAUGAACGUGGCCACGGGCGACGCCAGCAUCUACAACUCGCUGGCGCUAGCCUUCGACGCGGCGCGGCUGCAGAACUUCAAGCUGUUCCUGUCGUUCGACUACCUAGGGGGCAGCGCGGGACCCUGGGGCAAAGGGCAGGUGCUGGACCUGGCGUCAACCUACUUUGCGCGCGGCGAGUACCUCAGGUACAACGGCAAGCCGCUGGCGUCGACAUUUGAGGGCUCGGACCAGGCGGGCGACUGGGUCGACGUCAAGCGGCAGACGGGGUGCUUUUUCCUGCCGGACUGGUCGUCGCGGGGGGCGCGCGGGGCGCUGGACCUGCAGGGCGGCGUGGCCGACGGGCUGUUCGCGUGGACGGCGUGGCCGUGGGGCAACCGCGACAUGGACAGCAACACGGACGCGUCGUACGACGAGGCGCUGCGCGACCAGAACAAGCCGUACAUGAUGGCCGUGUCGCCGUGGUUCUACACCAACCUCCCCGGCUGGAGCAAGAACUGGCUGUGGCGCGGCGACGACCUGUGGGCGGACCGGUGGAACCAAAUCAUUGAGCACCAGCCCGAAUUCGUCGAGAUCGUCACGUGGAACGACUACGGCGAGAGCUCGCACAUCAGCCCGCUGUACGACAACGCCAUGGGCCUCUUCAACUACGGCAAGGCGCCCUUCAACUACGCGCAGGACAUGCCGCACGACGGGUGGCGGCAGUUCCUGCCGUUCCUGAUCGACACGUACAAGGGCGCGCGGCCGGCCAUCACCAAGGAAGGACUCACGUCGUGGUACCGCACGUCGCCGGCGGCGGCGUGCAGCGACGGCGGCACGCCCGGCAACACGGCGUCGCAGAUGCAGCUCGAGUUUUCGGCGGCGCAGGUGUCGCAGGACCGCGUCUUCUACUCGGCGCUACUGGCGUCGGACGCGCAGGUGGAGGUGACCGUCGGCGGGCGCACGCAGGCCGGCAGCUGGAAGCACCGGCCCGACGGCGGCGUCGGCGUGUACCACGGCAGCGUCGAGUUCGGCGGGCGCACGGGCGACGUGGUGAUUCGCGUGUCCCGCGGCGGCAGCACCAUCGCGCAGAUCAACGGGCGCUCCGUGUCGCCCGACAACUGCCGCAACGGGCUGAACAACUGGAACGCGUGGGUCGGCAGCGCCAUGUCAGGCGCCAGCAUCCCGGCCGCGAGCGCCCCCGGAGCCCCGGCCAAGCAUCCGUUCCGCUGGAGCGACGGUGACAUGCCGCAGUACUGCGUCGAGGGCCACAGCAGCGGCGACGGCCGGCUCGACGGCCUGUGCCGCUGGAGCUGCGCGCUCGGGUUCUGCCCCAUCCACGCCUGCACCUGCACGCGCCAGGGCACCAGCCAGCCGGGCGCCCCCGGCUGGGUCAACGUGCCGGCGACUGGCGUCGACGGGGUCAGCGACUUUGGGCUGUGCGACUUUGCCUGCCACCACAGCAACUGCCCGGGCGACGUGUGUAGGCGCUUCUGA